UAUAUAUGUGGACUUGCAAGUGAAGUAGUAAAAAAGUUCUCAAACCAGGAAAGAGAGAGGGCUUAAAUUUUUUGGAGUAAGCAACCAAAAAAAAGAAAAAAAAGAAAAAAACAAGGAGUAUGGCUGUAGAAGAAGGUGUUGAUGAGUAUACACAAGAUGGGACUGUGGAUCUUAAAGGAAACCCAGUUCUUAGAUCCAAGAGAGGUGGAUGGACUGCUUGCUCCUUCGUUGUUGUGUAUGAGGUAUUUGAACGCAUGGCCUAUUAUGGAAUAUCGUCGAAUUUGGUUCUGUAUUUGACAAGGAAGCUCCAUCAAGGCACCGUCAGCUCUGCCAACAACGUCACAAACUGGGUUGGAACUAUUUGGGUGACUCCUAUUUUGGGUGCCUAUAUCGCUGAUGCUCAUCUCGGUCGCUACUGGACCUUCAUCUCCGCUUCCAUAAUCUAUCUCUUGGGAAUGUCUGCAUUGACCCUAGCAGUUUCGCUUCCUGCUUUGAAACCCCCUCAAUGUGCAAAUCCCAAAUUGGGAAACUGCAAAAAGGCCUCCACAGUACAACUAGUAAUCUAUUAUGGAGCACUUUAUACACUGGCAAUAGGAACAGGUGGAACAAAGCCCAACAUCUCUACAAUUGGGGCAGACCAAUUUGAUGAGUUUGAUCCAAAAGAAAAAUCGCACAAGCUUUCCUUCUUCAAUUGGUGGAUGUUUAGCAUCUUUUGUGGUACACUUUUUGCCCACACAGUUCUUGUCUAUAUACAAGAUAAUGUGGGCUGGACUCUUGGAUAUGGCCUUCCAACACUUGGGCUUGCCAUUUCUGUGAUUAUCUUUGUAGCUGGAACACCUUUCUACAGGCACAAAGUUCCCUCAGGGAGUCCCUUCACAAGAAUGGCUAAAGUCAUAGUUGCUGCAUUGAGAAAAUGGAAUGUGUCUCUCUCAAGUGAUCCUAAAGAACUCUAUGAGCUUGACUUGGAAGAGUAUUCAAAAAAGGGAAUGUUUAGGAUUGAUUCCACACCAACAUUGAGGUUUCUCAACAAAGCUUCAGUGAAAACAGGAUCAACCGGUCCAUGGAUGCUCUGUUGUGUAACCCAAGUUGAGGAGACCAAGCAAAUGGUGAGGAUGCUACCAAUCUUGGUUGCCACAUUUGUACCAAGCAUUAUGAUUGCACAGAUUAAUACCCUUUUUGUCAAGCAAGGAACCACUCUUGACAGAGGCAUUGGCAGCUUCAAUAUCCCACCGGCGAGUUUAGCUGGUUUUGUGACCAUAUCUAUGCUUGUCAGUGUAGUUCUCUAUGACAGACUAUUUGUUAGAAUUAUGCAGAAAGUGACAAAGAAGCCAAGAGGAAUUAGUCUCCUUCAAAGAAUGGGAGUUGGAAUUGUUAUCCAUAUUAUAAUCAUGGUAGUUGCUUCCUUUACAGAGAGAUGGAGGCUUCAAGUGGCAAAAGAGCAUGGAGUGGCUGAAAAUGGUGGACAAGUUCCUUUAAGCAUAUUCAUUUUGCUUCCUCAGUUUGUGCUUAUGGGAAUUGCUGAUGCAUUUCUAGAUGUUGCAAAGAUUGAGUUUUUCUAUGAUCAAGCACCAGAGAGCAUGAAGAGUCUUGGGACUUCCUAUGCCAUGACUACUUUAGGAGUUGGGAACUUUCUCAGUAGUUUCCUUCUUUCGACAGUUUCCCACAUCACCGAGAAGCAUGGACACGGAUGGAUUCUGAAUAACCUUAAUGCUUCUCAUCUUGAUUACUAUUAUGCAUUUUUUGCAAUUCUAAACUUUGCCAAUCUAGUUUUCUUCUUGGUUGUUUCCAAGUUCUAUGUGUAUAGGGCUGAAGUUUCUGAUUCAAUAAAAGUGCUAGAAGAAGAGUUGAAGGGUACUAGAGUUAGGUUAUCCAACCAAGAAGAGACCAAAAAUUGGUCAAGUUGAUGAAUGAGUUACGGAGAUAGAUAUGGUAAAAUCCAAACUUUGUGGGAUUAUCAGUUGGUUGGAUGAAGCUGUCUUUGGUUUCAGGCCUUCCAUAAAAGCUACUAUUAUUGGUAUUGCUUGCUUGGGGAUAUGAGCCUUCAACAAUAUAAAAUGUGAUACCUGGUCUUAUGUAGCAAUUUCAAAUAAUCUGUAAACUAGAUUUUACAAGGUUAUCUCAAAUAUAGGUUUCUGUAAAUCAUUUGGAGAUUUAGAUUCUGAAAAUUUAUUGGAAAAAGCGCUGUCAAUUAAUAGUUUUCCUACAUACCACCAAA
This is a messenger RNA of Ziziphus jujuba (common jujube), 2215 nucleotides long. RefSeq names its product protein NRT1/ PTR FAMILY 5.2. Gene Ontology annotation, biological process: dipeptide transport; transmembrane transport. Lineage: Eukaryota; Viridiplantae; Streptophyta; Magnoliopsida; Rosales; Rhamnaceae. The transcript has 4 exons. Gene Ontology annotation, cellular component: membrane. Bases 120 to 1904 code for a protein of 594 amino acids. Gene Ontology annotation, molecular function: dipeptide transmembrane transporter activity; tripeptide transmembrane transporter activity. The record is from RefSeq and is a predicted model, not a curated record.